AUGUACGUCGACACGGAAAAAGAGCAUACAGUAGAUCAGAAAUUAACCUCCGACGUUCCAAAGUAUGCAUUCCAACUGCAUGCAGUCGAGGCAGAAGCUUCAAUUGUUUUUGCCUCAUGCAUGUAUGCAUAUUUGGGAGAGGAACAAUCUGAUGAAAAAGAAAUAAUCAGAAAUGCGAACAAAAAGGGCAUUGAGAUUUUAAGCAAACAUCUGGAAGGGAUGAUGUCCACCUAUCGACCACCAUUAAUGUGGAGGAAUUUUAUUUCAAAGACUCACCUUGGCUACACCUAUGGUUAUCAUUUCGUCACUGUAGCCCUCAAUUCCCCUUGA
Molecule: messenger RNA, 330 nt
Organism: Helobdella robusta
Lineage: Eukaryota; Metazoa; Annelida; Clitellata; Rhynchobdellida; Glossiphoniidae
Exons: 5
Coding region: 1-330 (109 amino acids)
Source: RefSeq, a predicted model, not a curated record